Molecule: messenger RNA, 1276 nt
Organism: Ipomoea triloba (trilobed morning glory)
Lineage: Eukaryota; Viridiplantae; Streptophyta; Magnoliopsida; Solanales; Convolvulaceae
Product: codeine O-demethylase-like
Exons: 4
Coding region: 4-1119 (371 amino acids)
Source: RefSeq, a predicted model, not a curated record
UCAAUGGCCUCAUCUCUAUCAUCACAGCUAGCCAUGAAAGAGAGUUCACUAAGCCUUCAAGAACUUGCCAAAGUGCCUAUGCUUACCAUUCCAAAUCGCUAUAUUUGUGUUAAUCAAGAACCCACAAUUUCCUCUUCUAAGUCCAACCCAUCAAUCCCCACCAUUGAUCUCCAAGCUUUACUCAUGGAAGAAACCAAGGAUCUUGGGCUACAAAAGCUACACUCAGCUUGCAAAGAUUGGGGCAUAUUUCAGCUAGUGAAUCAUGGAGUCAACCCUUCAGUCCUGGCAAAAUUAAAGAAUGGAAUUGAAGAAUUUUACAGCCUUCCCCUGGAAGAGAAAAUGCUAUACAAAUUCAGGCCUGGUGAAGCUGAAGGCUAUGGCCAAACCAUUGUCUUCUCUGAUGAUCAAAAAGUUGACUGGGCUGAUAGGUUUUAUAUGAUCACCAACCCUAUUCACAAAAGGAAGCCUCAUCUACUUCCUAAGCUCCCUUCAUCACUCAGGGAGGCCCUAGAAGCUUACAUAUUGCAAUUGCAAGAUCUUUCAAGAACACUUCUAGGGUUUAUUGCUCAAACAUCAAAGAUUGGGAAGAGAGAAAUGGAAGAUAUGGCUGAGGAUGGGAUGCAAUCCAUGAGGAUGACAUAUUAUCCGCCGUGUCCUAAACCGGAACUGGUGACCGGGAUUACGCCGCACUCCGAUGCCACCAUGAUCACUAUCCUCCACCAGGUUAACGGCGUUGAUGGGUUGCAGGUCAAAUCUGAGGAUGGGAAUUGGAUCCCAGUGGAGUUCCACCCUGAUGCCUUUGUUGUCAAUGUGGGCGACAUUCUAGAGAUGUUUAGCAAUGGUCUAUACAAAAGUGCUGAGCAUAGAGUGAUGGUGGAUCCGACUAAAGAAAGGAUCUCCAUUGCCAUGUUUUUCAACGCAAAGCUUGAGGCUGAGAUUGGACCAGCACGCUGCUUAAUAAACGAGGAAAACCCAGCAGCUUUUAGGAGGAUGAAAAUGGAGGAAUACGUGAAAGAAUUCUUCUCUCGCAAACUGGAUGGCAAAUCCUUUCUAGAUCGAAUGAGGAUACAGAAAGUGAACGCAAAACCAGACAUUAUAGGACGAAAUUCGAUUAGCUAGCAUUGUUUUAAUUAUGUGGUUUGACUUUUCAAUUUCAAGAAUUUAUGGUUACUAUUUGUUAAUAUGUAUGUGGCUGUAUGAGAAGAAAUAAAGAACAGUGGCAUCACUGGCAUGUGGCAAGAAAUAAAGAACAGUAUUUCUGGUGAUUUAUAUUAAA